GGCCUUUCCAUCGUGGCGGCGCCACCGUCCGCCUCCUGCGUCUUGCCACUUCUGUUACAACGGUCGGAGCUAUGGACUGACAAGGACUCAUUGUCCGAUCCCCGGCCCCAAUGACACCGUCAUCGCUGCCACUACAAGCGGCAAUUGAAGCAUCCUACUUUGUCGCCAGUGCGGCAGCCCAUGAACGCAAGGCGAAUACAGAGGUCAACAGCCGCUGAUUGCGGGUGGCUCCGGUUGAGGGGCCUUCGGGCAGCGCAAAAAUUUUGUAAAUGUUCAAAUACCUGGCGUUGGGCUGUAAUCGCGUUUCGCAAUUGUGCCAUGCUCAAACUUCAUUAUUGUAGAUUGGCAGCGGUGGUCGACUGCCGGGCAGUGUAAAUUGGAUCGAACAAUCAAUGCUCGUCGUAAAGUGCUGUGGUUACAGAACAGUGCGUUAGUGCGUUGCAUCCAAGCAUGACGAAUAUUCUAGAGACAACAAUUAUUACCUGGAGAUAAUAGAAAGAACAAGAACGAACGAACAGUUAUCGUUGUUAUUAUCGAAGUUUACGCCGAAUAUCCUGCCUCAUUGGCCCGGACUCAAGUACCCGGCAAAAACACAAUUGUCAGCAAUCAUCGGUAGAGGUAUUCGGAGCUGUACUGCCCCCAAACGAGUGGUGAGGGCUUUUCCUGUCUCAAUUGGAGGCGGGGUCUCGUUAUCGAGGGCGACACAUAACGCUGAAAUAAUCGGCGUCAUUACUUUAUCGGCUGUCUCGUCCGGGAGGUGUAACCAUCGUAUGCCAUACAUGAGUCCGGGCCAGAAAAGCAACGGCAAUAACCUGGUUCGCCACCGGAACUUCCCUUCGAAGCGCACAAGCCUCAGAUGGGGAGACAGUUGCCCCUCGGCUUAUCCACAGCUGCCACCGCUGCACUGUGCCGCUAGCCUCCUCGGCCCCUUUCACUAAUUGCGAGUGGGCUCUGAAGGCUGUUGCACACAAACCAGCAGUUAGCACUGAUCAGCAAGCUCUAGUGCAGAUUUUAAUAACGGUAUCGACAACUUACCGCAAUAAUAGCGACAAAAACUUCAUAACAACGGCAUUAUACUUCAACACCCUCGGACUUUCGACAUUUUUAGCGAUUCACAAUUGUUGUAGCUUUAAAGCAAAAAGAACGUUAGAUGACAGCAUUGAUUUCCGUUGGAACAACUCCCCAAGCGACUGACAGCUUGGUUAAAUUCAACGUGGAUGUAUACGGCUGAGCGUUGAGCGAGCUCGACUCGGGUGACCUACUCUUGAGGGUGCCGAUCUGCAAGUCUCCAUACUAUGCCCACACACACAUAUACCUAUAUAAACAUACAAAUGACGAUUCCCUAAAAGCGACAAUAAUACUGUAACCGUAGCACGAAACAGAAGAAAUAAAAGCGCGUUAUAAAACAAUUCAUAGUCCAGUAGACAGGCAUCUCUUUAGCAUUUUAUUAGGCAAAACGGAAGAACAACGAUCUCGACCGCUAUAGUCUUCUCUCCGCAUUCCCUUCGCUCGUAUCGGACUACCUAAUAGCAAAUGCACCGCUAUUACACUUCUCUCUACUGUUCAGUAUUUCGUUCGACGCUGUCCUUCUCUGAAAUCUGAUAAAAAUAGAAGGCCGUCACAGUCCACUUGUGAAUCGUGUCCUCAUGCCAACAGGCCAACCAUACGUGAACGGAGCAAACGAACAAAAUAGGUAGAAUCCGUUCACUUGCGUAGCAACACGCUGAGUGAGUAGACCGGUUUCAAUUGCAGCUUGGAAUCUUCAAACGAUAUUGUUCGGGAUACGACUGGUAGAAUCUACAACAAAAGAAGAGUAUAUCUCUAUUGACCCUACCUAAGACGACAUGCUAGGUGAGAAGUGGGAGCUUGCAUUUGCUGUAACUGAAAUCGCUUCUGGCACAAUUUUGCCCUAAAAUUACCACAGACAGAAAAAGCUCUUGGAUUGAAAAGUUUUACGAGCGUAGAACGGCAGACGGAGGACGGAAUAGCUAGAAUACGAAUACGAUUAACAGAAGAAGACACAGUGUGAGACUGCAGCAGCACACGAAGACUGAACCAUGACGGUGAACUUCGCUGGCAUCAUUUCGGUGGUGCUGUUCUAUAUCCUGAUCCUUGCGGUUGGCAUUUGGGCGGGCCGAAAGAGCGGCAAACGGACCGGCGAGGAAGGCGAGGCCGACGAAGUGAUGCUCGCCGGGAGAAACAUAGGUUUAUUCGUCGGAAUUUUUACAAUGACGGCAACAUGGGUAGGCGGCGGUUACAUCAACGGAACGGCCGAGUCCGUUUUCAAGGACGGCAUUUUAUGGACUCAGGCCCCCCUUGGAUACGCGCUUUCUCUUGUAUUUGGUGGGUACUUCUUCGCAAAUAAAAUGCGUGCGGAAGGCUACGUCACGAUGUUGGAUCCAUUCCAGGAACUUUUUGGAGGUCGUAUGGGCGGUCUGCUUUUUAUACCAGCCCUGUGCGGGGAGGUCUUCUGGUCUGCAGCUAUCCUUGCGGCACUUGGCGCGACGGUGGGCGUCAUCAUGGAUCUCGAUAACAACACCUCGAUUAUCUCGUCCGCGUGUAUCGCUUUAAUUUACACCCUUUUCGGAGGACUCUAUUCUGUUGCGUACACGGAUGUCAUCCAGUUGUUCUGUAUCUUCCUCGGACUGUGGGUUUGCAUCCCAUUCUGUAUACGUAAUGAGGCUGUAGGUCCACUGACCUUCCCUGUCAACGAUUGGGUUGGUACGGUCGACAGCAAAUACUUUGGCCAGUGGAUUGACUGCGGCCUGUUGCUCAUGCUGGGCGGCAUCCCAUGGCAGGUAUACUUCCAGCGGGUGCUUUCCUGCAGGAGCGCAUUCAAAGCGCAGGUCCUAAGCUACGUGGCAGCGGUGGGCUGCAUUGUCAUGGCCAUACCCGCGAUGAUUAUGGGGGCAGUCGCAAAAGCGACUCAUUGGAAUGAGACCGCGCUCGAAAGGCCGCUCAAAGAGUCAGAGUCGGCUCUUGUCCUUCCGCUGGUGCUGCAGUACCUCACGCCGGGUUUCGUGUCCUGCUUGGGUCUGGGCGCCGUUUCGGCCGCCGUCAUGUCGUCCUCUGACUCCUCUAUACUUUCUGCCGCGUCCAUGUUUGCUCGAAAUGUCUAUAAACUCAUCUUUAGACAAAACGCCUCUGAAAAUGAAGUAAUUUGGGUGAUGAAAGUCUCGAUUCUAUUAGUUGGGAUUAUGGCCACUGCGAUGGCACUCACGGUGAAGUCCGUCUACGGUCUCUGGUACCUCUCUUCGGACUUGGUUUACGUUAUUCUGUUCCCGCAGCUCGUUUCGGUUGUUUACCUCAAAAAGACAGUCAACACGUAUGGAUCCUUAGCCGCCUAUAUUGUGGGCCUUCUGUUACGGGGCCUUGGCGGCGAAUCUAUUCUAGGUCUCCCCGCUGUAAUUAAGUACCCGUACUAUUCCGAAGAGGACGGCCAGCUAUUUCCUUUUCGAACAUUGGCAAUGCUGUGCAGCUUCGGCACUCUCGUCGCCGUUUCGAAGUUUUCGAAGGUCUUGUUUGAGGCAGGCCACCUCCCGCCGCAUCUAGACGUGUUCAACUGCGUCGUCAAUAUACCAGAGGACAUCGUCAAGGUUCAGGAACCUCAAGAGGAGCUUACUGUGCUCAACUCAAGCCUACAUGGAGUCAAAACGUACCAGACCGAGAUGAACGGUCGUGUAAACCCGGCGCUCAACCUCCACCCAGAGUUAAUCGAUAGGGGAGAUCCCCAACUGGCGUCGAGCUGCAUUUCUUCCUCCGCGGAUCUUUCUGCUUCACAGGGUAGGAGUAGCCACUGUAAUGCCACAGCAGUUCCCUUGCCCCACACUAGAGCUUCGACCGCAGAACAGGGCACAACUCACCUUUAGAAAACAACGCAGACAGGUGUCUACCUGAAAAUCAAGUUACCAAAUAACAGUUCUACGAAUACUAUUACAGCAAAGAUGAGUACGACAAUAAGAAUCUCUACAGAACUUUCAUCACGCUCAUUGUCGGUGUACGCCGCUACUGCUUCCGCUGCUGCUGACGCUAGCGUUGACCGGUUAACUUCGCGAACUUCAUCAUCUUCAAUGGUGAUAGCAACAACGGAAGUAGCGACAAUGACGGGCGGGACAUAUGAACAAUCAGCUCGACGCGCCACCCGGAACUGUCCCGUGUUGCGUCGCGCAGCCAGGCGACUGCGAGGCACAACCUCAAACGUAAACUCAACAACGCCAGAAAUCGCUCAAUUGGAAUCUUCCCUCUAGCUUCCUAUUUCUGCUCGAGGGAAUGCUGUAACAGAGACGAAACGAAGUACACUAACAACUGAUCAAUUAUGACGACUGACAGCGGUAAUGAUGGUUGAUGACGAAAAUGAUUGCGACAUCUAAGCGGCAAACCCGAAUGCUGAAGUGAGCUGCGACUGGGGACGGAUCUAACUUCAAUAAUGUCGACUGGUCAAUGCUACGAGAAAAGCGAAAGGUUACAGGCGGUGAAAGGAGAUGCAGGAACGAUUUAGCAACACCAACAUGUACUGAUGACGACAACAACAAUAAGAAUAAGAGUAAUCGGACAAUCGCAGCGAACCUAAUAACGUAACCAUCGGCCAGCAGCGAAACGCUCCUGGCCGAUGGUUACUUGUAAAAUGCUCACUAGGGGAGAGUCCAGCCGGCAUCUCAGAAUAGGAACCUAUAACGAAACAGGGUGACACACUUCGUUAAACGUGAGGAAUGCGAAGUCUAUUACUGCACAACGGUUCAUACUAUAAUAAUGAUAGCAAUGCGUUUAAAAGGAUUAUUUAUCAACCACGCCGACUAUGACUUAUGUCGUAAGCUUAUGAAUUAAAACAAAUUACCAUUUUAUUCGUUUAAUGUGGGUAAAAUCGUACCCAGAAUAUUGGUCAUGGUAUAGAUGACGCGACGAGAGCUGACUGGGCCGGACUGGCAAAGAAGUUCAUAACUAUACAAACAACAUACAGUUAUACCAUCUUGCUGAAUACAGAAAGUGUACAUCAUAGGUAGCCUGCUGCCCGAUGUGGAGACUGAUACAAAAUUCGUUUCGACCACGAAUUCAAUCUGUUACUAUCAAUUUUAACUGACAAACACAGUGAAGAAUCGUGUCCAUGAAACACUGAAGGUGGCGAUGUGCCCUAGUACGUCUCUUCCUGCCGAAUCCCAGCUCUCCCAUCCCAUCCCAUCCCAUCCCAUCGACUAGUUAAUAUUCACAGUUCGCCACAUAUCACUCACUAGAGCUUCGAGUAAAAAUUUAAGAAAACUUUGAAUUUUUCAAACUUGAAAAACGCCGAAUUCAGAGGGAUGUCGUUCAAGUGAACUUACGUCGGAGUUUAACCGUUCAUUGAAAUAAGACGGAUGUACCUCGAGGAGGUCAGGGAGUGCGUAUGUCAGUGUGUGCCAGUCGUCCCAAUGGUAACGACAUAAUCAAAGUCUGAAAGCAAUGCCGACUCCUGCUAACUAUACGCUUCCUGUUCGUAAUGUCAAAUCAUUUUACCUUGCAAUAGACGCAUUUCGACAGAAGAGUCACGUGUUGACUGAAGAGGCAAAACGAGAUGAUCAAAUCAGAGCGUCUUUUCUCUAUAGUGUUUCUCCAACUGAAUGCAAUAGACAGCGCGCGUUCAACUGGAAAUAAACUCUCACGGCAAAUGCUGGUCGCUCCUUUUACCGGAGGGUUAUUCUGUAAUAGCGCAUCAAUGGUGUCCCUCUACGUUCGGCCAGUUCCUAUCCGUUCUUCUUCAAUGAAAGAAACACUAUGUCAACAAGUAGUAGUUGAGAACCUCAUACAUACAUAACGAGUCCGAGACAAAAAUCAGGUUAUGAAUCGUGAUGCAAUGCGAGCGACGGAUUUACACAGGGAAAUUGUUACGAACACACACACACACACACACAAAAAUUGUUAUUAAUAUUAUCGCGAUUAUGAUUGUUAUAAUAAUGACAGUGCAGUGAUCGGGACAUGCUGGUGAGGCAAGCUGAAGUCGAUAGCAGAUGGCGAUCGUAUUGACACAGGGUGGGAUCAGUCAAUUCGAACGAACGAGAGUCAAUCAUUCCCGAACGAAGGAGGUAAAGCGACAAUCACACAGCGGAUUCUAUGAAGGAUGGAAGGUUCAUGUAUUCAAGUAUUAGUAAUUCAGGACACAUAUAAGGCAAUAUACAAGCAACCCUUUAUUGCGUUAGCAGAACGACUCGCUUGAUGUCCUGUUGCUGAGAGUAACGAGUUUCCUGAUCUUAAGCGGAACAUAUAAUCACAUACAUGAUAUAUCUAUGGCUAACGGCAACAUAGACAUGACAUUACUUGUUUGAAUAAUAACGUUGCUUAGUAGUAGGUGCUUAAUAUACGAGCAGACUGGGAAAAGUCGUUCACAGCUUUGCGGUAGCACUUAAUCGACAGAUGGACGAACUCACCGAUCAUUUAACCUGUAAUCUGGGUGGGCUACGUAUAGCUAUCGAAGGAUAUGAGCAAGUAACAUUUGUUGCCGGAAGAGGACUAUAUACACGAGUAAAUGCUAGAUACAUUGGAAUCAUCAUAAUACAAUGAGGAGGGAUACACUCCCUAGACGAAAAGUGAGAUAAAUAGUGAGAUAUUAAACGAUAUCACUAUACCAUUGAAUCUCCCAUCUGUUAUCUCGUUCCCUGACCAUUUUAUCCGAGUAAAAAUCUGCCCGUUUGUCUGCCCGCCUGGUCGAGGAGCAUCGCACGAGACGGGAUCGCUAGAAAUGGCGUAAAAGUGUAAUUUUAAUGUAAAAGAUCAAUUCAAUGAACAUAAUCGAGGUGACGGACACGUUCGAUUAAAUGGUCAGUGAAUGGAAUACAGUCUUGGUUACGAGCCCGGUGCGGUGCUUCUUACGACCGCCGAAAGACAUUUACAAUUAACAAGAUCAUGAUCAAAUCAAGGUUCAUGUUAUAGUGCAAAUACAUUCAAUAGUGAGAUAUUGACAAAUAUAUAUAUAUAUAUAUAUAUAUAUAUACAUAUAUAUAAAAUUACAAACUGAAACAUAACCGCAGACGGUGUGGCAGCAGCAACAUAUAUAUUUAUAUAUAUAGCUGGCUAUUUAUCUGUGGGACUAUCGUAUAUCAAUAUAGAUAUAUAUAUAUACACACACAUGGAGAGAUAAUAUAUAUAUAUAUAAAAUCAUAGAACUAUAAGAAGAAGCACAGAUAACGAUAGUGAGAUUUUUCGAUGUGGGGCGCAACAGUUGCGUCGGUCCAUACCCCUCUAUACAGCAUGGUGAACGUGUUUCUUAUGGCUGCAAUGAAAUCUGCAGAUCAUCUCUGAUCCGAGGCUGAUCUUCGCGAAGGUUCACAGCCUCAACUGACCACUGAAGGAAACCUAAUUAGAUCGCUUUUGGUUACAAUCAAGAUCAGUUCAUUUCCAGUUUUCAGAUCGAUCGAAAUCUGGCCAGAUAGCAAAAUGGUCGUUUAUUUCAUGCUCGUCUAAUGUCUGAAGGGCGUUUGACACGCUGAUGUGUGUGUUGUAAAAUUCCAACUGGCCCUGGCGAGUUCCACUUAGCUCCCAUCGACAAUGUAAACCCCACGCUAUAUUACGGGAAGGCAAAGAUCUUCCCGAAUAGUUUCUACAGCCCCAAAAUGUAACACACCGAGUCGCUAGGAAGACAAUAUUUCCGUUACCGUCAAAACUCAAGUUGAACGUUGCCUGUCCGCGCAGUACGAUAUGGCUACUGCCUUGUCUGGUGACAAAGUGGCACGUCACAUUGUUACCAAGCAUCAGUUCACAUGAGCUUGUGCCUAAUGUUACCAUAAUGAAUUAACAUUACGAUUGUUGCUAGGACCGAUUGUCAAUGUAUUAUUGUUAUUAUUUAUGAAAACGCUUAAAAUAUUAUAGCACAAGAUAAUUACUGUGACAAAUUAUAUUCCUCAUAUACUAAUAUAGUGAUUGUAUUAUGAAAACACAAUUCCUCGAUGAUUAGUUAACAAGAAGUAUGGGUAGAAGCAGUGGGAAGCUAAUUCAUUUGUAUCUUCCACUGCUAUCACUGCUACUACGAUGACAACCAUCAUUGUCUGUUGUUGUUGUCAGUAGGCGCACAUAAUCAUUAGAUUCUAUCUGUGAUAUUAUGCCUGGUUUUUAUGUUUUGUUACAAACAAAUCCAAACAAUCAGCAAAUAGCACACGACCGAAGGGGCUCGCGCCGCCAAUGGGGGCUGAUGACGCACCUUCAAAAAAUCAUGAAAAUGAUGGCGUUUAGCUUCAGGCUAGGUCGAUCAAACAUACGAUUUUUAAUUACCAUUUAUUAAUUUGCUUUAAAGCACAAUGUGUGAGGGGUAGAGCGAGCCUAGACAAAUGCGAUGUCGGUUACCCUCCGAACUUGGCAUCGUCCUGUGUGUAGGCUAGUUGAACAGGAACGAUAGUCGUGAUUUCGCCAUGACUACUAUCGGCUAUAUAUUUUGCAAUCUUUACGAUUGCAAAAUCUCCAAGAUUCCCCCUUUAGGGGUUAAACUUGUGGUGUAAACUAGUUCGCCGUAGGACGACCGAAACAAGCCACUGGAAAGGCGGCGCUAAAACUCUACAACAACCAACCUAAAUACGCAAUUGAUUUCAUCUUAGCGCCUGUCAUGGUCGUAGAUCCUACUACCCCUUAACCUGACUAAUUCAUUCACUGUUGUUAUAGGCAGUGUCUAUCUAAAAUGUACAGCAUAGUUUCAAAAAAUUACAUUAGGCUGUUGCUAUUUUUCUAGUAAAUCUUUGAAGACCAGUCUAUUGAGUUAUGUAACUGUUUUAGCUAUUCGUAGCGUGGACCCCUUUGAAUUCGAGUAGGUAGAUGAAAAAGUAGAAUAUGUAAUUUCGAAAUUAAUUGCGGGAAAGCGCCACCAGUACGAUUUAGUUCACUGAGUUCCAAGAACGUUUUUAAAGUGACCUUUAAAAUCAUCUUUUCAUUCCAUGUCCAGGUCUUGGAGUUCAUGAAAAUUGUUGCAGAACACGAUCGUAUGUAGGGCGUCAAUGCCUUUACGGCGAUAGGAGACGAUUUGGCAUAGCACUUCAGGCGUUGAAUUAAUUCCUUGGGUGAUCGGGCAACACUAAGCUAUAGUGUCUCAUAAUCCUGUUAAUAACAACAUAUAUAUAAUUCAUAUUCACUUUAGCAUGAAAACCUACUCGGGUAGUGUCCCGGUGACCGCACAUCACUAUUAGCAGCAGGCGCAGAGUGUCAUCAUACCUUCGAUACAUCAAAAGGUUUCCGAGAGGCGUUUUUACAUUUUCCUUUCAUCAGUGAUUUAGUGAGCGGCCUUUGUUAAUGUAUUAUAAAGGUUGUGCUGCCGGGCAAUCUUCCUCCGACGGCCAACUGACUAAGUACAUAGACGAAGUAAAACGUGUAUACAAUAUGUAACAGGAAACACUAUAUAUAUAUAUAUAUAUAUAUAUAUAUAUAUAUAUAUAUAUAUAUAUACAGAAAAAUGAAAAUCAUAUCGGGCCAGAAGCGUAAGGGAAGCAAGAAAGGAAAGACAACAAAAACGAAACAAGUAAAAAAGAGGGAGGAAGAGCGAGAGAGAGAGAUAUAUAUAUAUA
Messenger RNA from Varroa destructor (honeybee mite), 9509 nucleotides. RefSeq names its product choline transporter (gene ChT). NCBI's taxonomy places the organism in Eukaryota, Metazoa, Arthropoda, Arachnida, Mesostigmata, Varroidae. Gene Ontology annotation, cellular component: plasma membrane. Gene Ontology annotation, molecular function: choline:sodium symporter activity. The record is from RefSeq and is a predicted model, not a curated record. Gene Ontology annotation, biological process: choline transport; acetylcholine biosynthetic process; transmembrane transport.